AUGGUACGUGUAAUCACAUACAUCUUGGUAGUAUUAUUUGGAUCCACUUCUUGGUUAAGUACAAAUAGUGUCUGGAUGCAGUUACCAUUUCUUACGCAACAGUUACCGGAAGGAUGGAGUUUGCCAUCAUAUCUUUCUGCGACAGUUCAGAUAGCAUGCAUUGGUCCAUUAAUUUACUCGGUAAUUCAUAAAUGUACGCAGUAUUCGCUUCCGACGGCACCUCUUAUCUUAAUAUUACUAAUAUUCUGUUGUUUAUGUACCGGUCUGAUGGCACUUUUCUGGUGGUACACAGUAUUCUUCUAUGGACAGCAGCGUUCUAUUGCAUUGAUAGUUUUACUUUUUGGUAUGGCUUUAGUAAAUUCCACUUCGAAUGUUCUUUUUAUGCCAUAUAUGUCCUCCUGCAACAUGUCCUAUUUGACAGCAUACUUCGUCGGCAUGGGAUUGAGUGCCCUGUUUCCUAGUCUUAUAUCUCUUUUGCAAGGCAACGAUGAAUGUGUAUAUGUUAAUGGUUCACUUACGAAGGAGCCUGUACCACCAAGAUUUGGAGUAAGUGAAUAUAACCUAAUAAUGCUCGCAUGGUUGAUUACGGCAACAGUAUCGUUCGUUUUGCUUCAUUGGUCACCUUUGGGUAAAGAGGGCUCAUCUGAGCAAAAACCUACCGAUUCAAGACCUGAACUACCUGUAGAUGAAUCGUGUCCGUUAAAUGUCCGGUUUACUCUUCAAGAAAGAAGGACAAGUAAAAUGGAAUCGUGUCGUUUCGGUUUCUUGCUUUUCCUUACAGCUAUAGUGAACGCUCAGAUGAAUGGCAUUGUUCCAAGCAUACAAAGCUACGCUGCUCUUCCUUACUCACAGGCAACUUAUCAUUUUGCCUUAACUUUGUCGAAUAUUGCUUCUCCGUUAAUUUGUUUCCUGCCGCUGUUGAUUGAACCAACCCGUGUUUGGUCACUGGCUUCAUUGACAUUUUUAUCUUCUGCACUAACAGGCGUAAUAGUUGUUUUAGCAAAGAUGAGUCCUUCUCCUGUUCUCCAAUACUCUAUCUGGGGAAAAGUUAUGUUGGUUGUUCUGUCCGUUGGCGGAUCUGCUUUACACUCAUAUCUAAGAACAGUGUUUGCAACUGUUCUCCAGAAGGGAGCAGAAAAUAGUGAAUCAAGACUUUUUUGGUGUGGAGUCUUCAUACAGAUUGGCUCGUUUUUGGGUUCAUUUAUCAUGUUCCCACUAGUGAAUAUCUUUCACGUAUUCAAAUCUGCUCCGGUUUGUCUUUAA
Molecule: messenger RNA, 1263 nt
Organism: Enterobius vermicularis (human pinworm)
Lineage: Eukaryota; Metazoa; Nematoda; Chromadorea; Rhabditida; Oxyuridae
Source: the annotation of a GenBank genome assembly